UAAAUUUUAUAUGUAUCAUGAAUAAUGCUGGGUCAAGUGUGAGGCUGGGCGCUCAAAAACCGGGUUAAACCCCCAAUGCUUGGAAUUGACCGUUCCAAGGCGGUGACUUCAGCUUUAUUCUUCUAUGUCAGUAUGCGGUUUGACUAGAUACCGAAAACAAGCUACAGCAGAGGAACUGCAAGUCUGGUAUGGAGAUGACUACGCCAGAGAACUUCGCCUUGUCAGAGACAAAAACUUGCUCUUCAGACCUAAAUAUAUCAAUGGAGAAGAAAUGUUCUAAUGACUGUUCUGCAAGACAGUACAAUUGUGAGGUGUGUGGUUAUGCAUGUAACGAGAAUAGUUCCUUGAAGAAACACAUGCUGAUACAUACAGGAGAAAGACCGUACAAGUGUGAGGCGUGUGGUAAAGCAUUUUACAAGAUUGGUUAUUUGAAGAAGCACAUGAAGAUACAUAGAGAGAAACUGAACAUAUGUGAUGUGUGUGGUUAUGCAUGUAUCCGUAGUAGUGACUUGAAGACACACAUGAUGAUACAUACAAGAGAGAGACCAUACAAGUGUGAGGAGUGUGGUUAUGCAUGUUACCAUAGCAGUAUAUUUACGAUACACAUGAGGAUACAUACAGGAGAGAGACCAUACAAGUGUGAGGUGUGUGGUUAUGCAUGUAACCAGAGUGGUUCUUUGAAGACACACAUGAGGAUACAUACAGGAGAAAGACCGUACAAGUGUGAGGUGUGUGGUUAUGCAUGUAACGAAAGUCGUAACUUGAAACAACACAUAAGGAUACAUACAGGAGAGAGACCGUACAAGUGUGAGGUGUGUGGUUAUGCAUUUAAAAAUAGUGGUACCUUGAAGACACACAUGAGGAUACAUACAGGAGAGAGACAUUUCAAGUGUGAGAUGUGUAGUUAUGUCUGCAACCAGAAUAGUAACUUGAAGAGACACAUUAUGAUACAUACAGGAGAAAGACCGUACAAGUGUGAGGUGUGUGGUUAUGCAUGUAUUGAGAGUGGCACCUUGAAGAAACACAUGAAGAUUCAUAAUGGAGAGAGACCGUACAAGUGUGAGGUGUGUGAUUAUGCAUUUAACCAUAGUGGUAACUUGAAGACACACAUGAGGAUACAUACAGGAGAGAGACUGUAAAAGACUGUACAAGGUGAGGUGUGUGUUUAUGCAUGUAACUGGAUUGGUCACAUGAAGAAACACACAGAAUAAAGACUGUACAAGUGUGACGUGUAUUACAGUAAUGUGGUAAAGCAUUUAACCGGAGUGGCACUUCAUGGUAAAUUGUUUAAUCAGUAUGUUUAAGUAUAAAUUUAAGCUAAUGUGAAUUAAAACUCUGUUAUAUCACACAAUUCUCUUGGUGAGCUUUUAAGAUCGCUGUUUUCUGAAGUUGUUUCACGUCUGUCGUUAAAAUUUACCUUGUUAACACUCUACAGGCGACAUUUGUUUUCCAAAUGUCUUGAAACUUGUGCUGCUGAUUAGUUUCAAUGAUAUCUUGGUGGAGUUUGUAACUGGGUCACGUUUGGGGUCAAAAACAAAAGUCACCAGGUCAAAUUAAAGAAAAAGCUUGUUUAUGUUCACACUCUAGAAGUCACAUUUAUAGUCAAGUCAUCAUAUCUGAGUCCCAAAAUGGUUUCUAUUCAUUUAAAAAACAUGGCCGCCAAGGGGCAGAGCAGUUUUCCUUAUAUUACUGUAGAAAAACUCACAUUUUAAGUCAAAUAUUCUAAGUUUAUGAAACUUAGUCCGAAUGUGUUUUCGAAUAUCUCAGCUAAGUUCAAAAAUAGUUCAGAUGUGUUGAAAAGGAGAAUGAGACGGACGAGUAGAUAUGGCUGGAAAAGGCCUUUCCAAUCUUCAUGAAACUUUGUUAGAACAUUUGUCCCAAUUAACUUUCCGAGUUUCGGCUGAGUUAGAGCCUGUGUCAUGUAGAUUAAAAACAAGUUCACUUAGUCAAAUUAAAAAAAUCUUGUUUAACCUAUAGAGGUCCAUUGUUUUGUACAGUCUUCCUGAAACUUGAUUAAAGCAUUUGUUUUAAUUAUAUAUCAGCUGAGUUCAAAUAUAAAAUUGUGCCUAUAGAUUAAACAUUUAUAUUUCCAGUGUUGUUUCAGUCAAAUUUGGGGGCUGCAAUAUGACCCCUUCCAGACCUUAAAAAGUAUACAAUUUCCCCAAAUAACUGCCUUGAAUUUCAAUUUGAAGGUUUCAAAAUUAUUUUUAAUUGAAACAUUCAGUUUAUCCCAAUAUCCAGCUUUAAUUAUGAGUUCAACCAUCUCAUAAAUAAUGUUUAUAAUUACAAACUCUUGUUUUCUUAAUAACACAAACAAUUCCAACUCCAUUUCCAAUUUUUUAUCAAAAUGUAGCUAAUUCACAAAAUAAAAAAUACUGGAUUCAUAACGUACUUUUUUAACUCCACUAUAUAUCUUAGUGAUUUCAUCAAUGGGUGUUUCAUAAAUUUCAUGUAUUGCUUAUUAUGCAUCAAAAUGUUGUAUUGUAUUUAAGCUGUCAUUUUCUCCAAUUUUAUAGAGGAACCGAACAAUGUUUACCUAAUAAAUUGAGCAUUGUCAUGCGAAAAUGGGUCUAAUGCCAUUUUCCUCCAGCAUACAUGUGGCUCCAGACCAGGAUCUACCCAGUCAGGCAAGGUAUCGUAGUCUCUUUAAUGACAGGGUCACUACUGACUAAACUGGGCCUAUGAGAAGGCUUGUCCGGAGCUACGCUGGCCACAUAUAGCUUAACUUUAGCUGACAGGGUAGCUCCUGACUAAACUGGGCCUGUGAGAAGGCUUGUCAUGGUAGCUCAUGACUAAACUGGGCCUGUGAGAAGGCUUGUCAUGGUAGCUACUGACUAAACUGGGCCUAUGAGAAGGCUUGUCUGGAGCUACGCUGGCCACAUAUAGCUUAACUUUAGCUGAAGGGUAGCUCCUGACUAAACUGGACCUUUGAGAAGGCUCGUCAUGGUAGCUACUGACUAAACUGGGCCAAUGAGAAGGCUUGUCUGGAGCUACGCUGGCCACAUAUAGCUUAACUUUAGCUGAAGGGUAGCUCCUGACUAAACUGGACCUGUGAGAAGGCUUGUCGUGGUAGCUACUGACUAAACUGGGCCUAUGAGAAGGCUUGUCUGGAGCUACGCUGGCCACAUAUAGCUUAACUUUAGCUGACAGGGUAGCUACUGACUAAACUGGGCCUGUGAGAAGGCUUGUCUGGAGCUACGCUGGCCACAUAUAGCUUAACUUUAGCUGACAGGGUAGCUCCUGACUAAACUGGGCCUAUGAGAAGGCUUGUCAUGGUAGCUCAUGACUAAACUGGGCCUGUGAGAAGGCUUGUCAUGGUAGCUCAUGACUAAACUGGGCCUGUGAGAAGGCUUGUCUGAAGCUAUGCUGGCCACACAUAGCUUAACUUAAGCUGACAGGGUAGUUCCUGACUAAACUGGGCCUAUGAGAAGGCUUGUCAAGGUAGCUCCUGACUUAACUGGGCCUAUGAGAAGGCUUGUCUGGAGCUACGCUGGCCACAUAUAGCUUAAUUUUAACUGACAGGGUAGCUCCUGACUAAACUGGGCCUAUGAGAAGGCUUGUCUGGAGCUACACUGGCCACACAUAGCUUAACUUUAGCUGACAGUGUAGCUCCUGACUAAACUGGGCCUAUGAGAAGGCUUGUCUGGAGCUACGCUGGCCACAUAUAGCUUAACUUUAGCUGACAGGGUAGCUCCUGACUAAACUGGGCCUGUGAGAAGGAUUGUCAAGGUAGCUCCUGACUAAACUGGGCCUGUGAGAAGGCUUGUCAAGGUAGCUCCUGACUAAACUGGGCAUAUGAGAAGGCUUGUCUGGAGCUACGCUGACCACAUAGAGCUUAAGACCCGUUUUCUCAUGACGCCGCUCAUUUUAACUAGAAAAUGCGUUCAAUAUGCUGUAAAUGUAAUCUACUAGGUGCUUUUAGUGUUGCACGUGUGUUAGAAGUGUUUUAAAAAUGUUCGAAGUUCUGACUGUUAGUAAGAAAUGUUAUCAUCUUGAACUAUGUAAAAUGUUUUAGUAUUGGUAUAAUGUUUGUUAUUUUAUUUUUUCCUAUGUUAUUGUUGUUUGUUCCUAAAAUGAAAAAUGUUCUUAAAGCUUAAUAAAAGCUUAGUAAAACCA
Molecule: messenger RNA, 4116 nt
Organism: Dreissena polymorpha
Lineage: Eukaryota; Metazoa; Mollusca; Bivalvia; Myida; Dreissenidae
Product: zinc finger protein 675-like
Exons: 4
Coding region: 189-1139 (316 amino acids)
Biological process (GO): regulation of transcription by RNA polymerase II
Cellular component (GO): nucleus
Molecular function (GO): RNA polymerase II cis-regulatory region sequence-specific DNA binding; DNA-binding transcription activator activity, RNA polymerase II-specific
Source: RefSeq, a predicted model, not a curated record